CACUCGUAGGCCUGGGCCGCAGGCUGCCGACCGAGUGGCCGGGGGGCCUGGCUGCCCCGGGGGCGGGCCGGGGCCGCGGCCGGGGGCGCGGAGCGGAGCUCGGGGCGCCAGGCCGAGCCGAGGUGGGACGGACCGACGCGGAGAGGAAGGGAAGCCGCAUCCCGCGGGCCGCCCCUCCUGAAGCGAGCCGGGCAACGGCCGCGGGCGCCCCUGCCCUGAGCCCACCCCGCGCUCUCCCCUCCCUAACAAUGGGAAUGGGGCAGAAGGAGGCGCCCCACUGCGGAGGGGUGAGGGGUAGGUUUGGGACUGGGGUCCGCGGUGGGGGGAGGUGCGAUCUCGGGCUCUCGCCUCUCCGCUCCCUCUGGCUCUGGAGUUGGGGGCCCUGGUGGGGCUUUGAAGCCUGCCUGAGACUUGGGUCAGGAGUCAAACUGCCGCCCCCCGCUCCUCCCCCAAAAUCCGGUGAGCGGUAAGGAAAGUGAUGCCAAGUCUUCGAAGCCUCAGUGACAAACGCAUAGCAAGAACACAUCCACUCCAGAGAUACCUUAUCGAAACAAAAGAUUUUCCUACCUGCUCAUACUUGGUAACCGAGGGAAUUACUAAGACUUCUUGCUCAUUUCUGAGUAUUGUCUUUAUAUCCUGACACUAUGAAUGCUAUUUGGAUGCCUCUUAAGUCUGUUCUCUGGGGAGGCAGUAAGGGGCCGUGGAGCUGGCCUCGGCCUCGGCAUCGGGAGAGGCUGGACUUCCUGUCUCUCUGUGCUGAAUGGCUGCGAUGGCGCCCGCUCUCACUGACGCAGCAGCUGAAGCACACCAUAUCCGGUUCAAACUGGCUCCCCCGUCCUCUACCUUGUCCCCUGGCAGUGCCGAAAAUAACGGCAACGCCAACAUCCUUAUUGCUGCCAACGGAACCAAAAGAAAAGCCAUUGCUGCAGAGGAUCCCAGCCUAGAUUUCCGAAAUAAUUCUACCAAGGAAGACUUGGGAAAGCUGCAACCACUGGUGGCAUCUUAUCUCUGCUCUGAUGUAACAUCUGUUCCCUCAAAGGAGUCUUUGAAGUUGCAAGGGGUCUUCAGCAAGCAGACAGUCCUUAAAUCUCAUCCUCUCUUAUCUCAGUCCUAUGAACUCCGAGCUGAGCUGUUGGGGAGACAGCCAGUUUUGGAGUUUUCCUUAGAAAAUCUUAGAACCAUGAAUACGAGUGGUCAAACAGCUCUGCCACAAGCACCUGUAAAUGGGUUGGCUAAGAAAUUGACUAAAAGUUCAACACAUUCUGAUCAUGACAAUUCCACUUCCCUCAAUGGGGGAAAACGGGCUCUCACUUCAUCUGCUCUUCAUGGGGGUGAAGUGGGAGGAUCUGAAUCUGGGGACUUGAAGGGGGGUAUGACCAAUUGCACUCUUCCACAUAGAAGCCUUGAUGUAGAACACACAACUUUAUAUAGCAAUAAUAGCACUGCAAACAAAUCUUCUGUCAAUUCCAUGGAACAGCCGGCACUUCAAGGAAGCAGUAGGUUAUCACCUGGUACAGACUCCAGCUCUAACUUGGGGGGUGUCAAAUUAGAGGGUAAAAAGUCUCCCCUGUCUUCCAUUCUUUUCAGUGCUUUAGAUUCUGACACAAGGAUAACAGCUUUACUGCGGCGACAGGCUGACAUUGAGAGCCGUGCCCGCAGAUUACAAAAGCGCUUACAGGUUGUGCAAGCCAAGCAGGUUGAGAGGCAUAUACAACAUCAGCUGGGUGGAUUUUUGGAGAAGACUUUGAGCAAACUGCCAAACUUGGAAUCCUUGAGACCACGGAGCCAGUUGAUGCUGACUCGAAAGGCUGAAGCUGCCUUGAGAAAAGCUGCCAGUGAGACCACCACUUCAGAGGGACUUAGCAACUUUCUGAAAAGCGAUUCAAUUUCAGAAGAGCUGGAGAGAUUUACAGCUAGUGGCAUAGCCAACUUGAGGUGCAGUGAACAAGCAUUUGAUUCAGAUGUCACUGACAGUAGUUCAGGAGGGGAGUCUGAUAUUGAAGAGGAAGAACUGACCAGAGCUGAUCCCGAGCAGCGCCAUGUACCCCUGAGACGCAGGUCAGAAUGGAGAUGGGCUGCAGACCGGGCAGCUAUUGUCAGCCGCUGGAACUGGCUUCAGGCUCAUGUUUCUGACUUGGAAUAUCGAAUUCGUCAGCAAACAGACAUUUACAAACAGAUACGUGCUAAUAAGGGGUUGAUAGUUCUUGGGGAGGUACCUCCCCCAGAGCAUACAACAGACUUAUUUCUUCCACUUAGUUCUGAGGUGAAGACAGAUCAUGGGACUGAUAAAUUGAUUGAGUCUUUUUCUCAGCCAUUGGAAAACCAUGGUCCCCCUAUUAUUGGUCAUGUUUCAGAGUCACUGUCUACCAAAUCAUGUGGAGCACUCAGACCUGUCAAUGGAGUUAUUAACACUCUUCAGCCUGUCUUGGCAGACCACAUUCCAGGUGACAGCUCUGAUGCUGAGGAACAAUUACAUAAAAAGCAACGACUGAAUCUAGUCUCUUCAUCAUCUGAUGGCACCUGUGUGGCAGCCCGGACACGUCCUGUACUGAGCUGUAAGAAACGGAGGCUUGUUCGACCCAACAGCAUUGUUCCUCUUUCCAAGAAGGUUCACCGGAACAGCACAAUCCGCCCUGGCUGUGAUGUGAAUCCCUCCUGUGCGUUGUGUGGUUCAGGCAGCAUCAACACUAUGCCUCCCGAAAUUCACUAUGAAGCCCCUCUGUUGGAACGUCUUUCCCAGUUGGACUCUUGUGUUCACCCUGUUCUAGCAUUUCCAGAUGAUGUUCCCACAAGCCUGCAUUUCCAGAGCAUGCUGAAAUCUCAGUGGCAGAACAAGCCUUUUGACAAAAUCAAACCUCCCAAAAAGUUAUCGCUUAAGCACAGAGCACCCAUGCCGGGCAGUCUGCCAGAUCCAGCUCGUAAGGACAGGCACAAAUUGGUCAGCUCCUUCCUAACAACAGCCAAGCUGUCCCAUCACCAAACCCGGCCUGACAGGACCCACAGGCAGCACUUAGACGAUGUGGGGGCCGUGCCCAUGGUGGAGCGAGUGACAGCGCCAAAAGCAGAGCGCUUGCUCAACCCACCGCCACCCGUGCAUGACCCAAACCACAGCAAAAUGAGAUUGCGAGACCAUUCAUCUGAGAGAAGUGAAGUGUUGAAACAUCACACAGACAUGAGCAGUUCGAGCUACUUGGCAGCCACCCACCAUCCUCCACACAGUCCCUUGGUGCGACAGCUCUCCACCUCCUCAGACUCCCCUGCACCCGCCAGCUCUAACUCACAGGUUACAGCCAGCACAUCGCAGCAGCCAGUUAGGAGGAGAAGGGGAGAGAGCUCAUUUGAUAUUAACAACAUUGUCAUCCCAAUGUCUGUUGCUGCAACAACUCGCGUAGAGAAACUGCAAUACAAGGAAAUCCUUACUCCCAGCUGGCGGGAGGUUGAUCUUCAGUCUCUGAAGGGGAGUCCUGAUGAGGAGAAUGAGGAGAUUGAAGACCUAUCUGACGCAGCUUUCGCCGCCCUGCAUGCCAAAUGUGAGGAGAUGGAGAGGGCACGGUGGCUGUGGACCACGAGUGUGCCACCCCAGCGGCGGGGCAGCAGGUCCUACAGGUCAUCAGACGGCCGGACAACCCCUCAGCUGGGCAGUGCCAACCCCUCCACCCCCCAGCCUGCCUCCCCUGAUGUCAGCAGUAGCCACUCUUUGUCAGAAUACUCUCAUGGUCAGUCCCCUAGGAGCCCCAUUAGCCCGGAACUGCACUCAGCGCCCCUCACCCCUGUGGCUCGGGACACUCCGCGACACUUAGCCAGUGAGGAUACCCGUUGUUCCACGCCAGAGCUGGGUCUGGAUGAACAGUCUGUCCAGCCCUGGGAGCGGCGGACCUUCCCCCUGGCGCACAGUCCCCAGGCGGAGUGUGAGGACCAGCUGGAUGCACAGGAGCGAGCAGCCCGCUGCACUCGACGCACCUCAGGCAGCAAGACUGGCCGGGAGACAGAGGCGGCACCCACCUCGCCUCCCACUGUCCCCCUCAAGAGUCGGCAUCUGGUGGCAGCAGCCACAGCUCAGCGCCCAACUCACAGAUGAGCGGGAGACAAGAAUCUAAACAGACUCACUAACUAUUGGCAUUAAAGCUUCAGAAAUCUCUGCGUUUGAUAUUCAAACAUCAUAUGCCGGAAAUUUUCACAGUUUUUAGUGAACUUAAGGAAUUUAGAUCCUACUUUGGUAUUUUUUUCUCUCGUUUUAAUUUUUGUUUUUUGUUUCCAUGUUUUCUUGUCACACACCUGAGCACUUCCUCCCGUUGGCAAACAGAAGUUCAGGAUGAGACCCUGCUGGCCUGGUCCUGGCACAUCCUCUGCACUGUUGAAUCACUGGACUUACCAAUCUUAGAUGACCACACCCCCUCCCUCACACCUGUGGGCAGGGCAGAACAGCCUGGCGGGCAGAGGGCUCCAGUUGAGCAUGGCCUUCUCGGGCUAGGGUGGAAUGGGGCAGGGUGCUCUGGGCUCUUACCCCUUCCCCUCCCAUCUGUGGCUGGGCUCAGCUGUGGCCCUCCUGGCUGGGUCCCCCCUUGGUUUUUCGUGCUGGAACAUCCCCACCAGAGCCUCUCUGCCGUAACUGCCAGCUGCUCUCACCAAGUGCUCAGCCGGCAGAACAGCUUUCCCUUCUCACCCAGAACUUAGAGACCUAUUUUUUGUUUCAUCUGCAUUUGGUCUUCUCUGUUUUGACUCUUUAACUGCAGUAACCUGGCUGUGGCUGCUCAGGUUCCCUUCAUCAUGCCCCUUGGUACCCUUCCCUGUCCGUUCUCCAAUGCCACAUACACACCCACAACCCGUCCUUCCACUCGGAAUGUUUUUUUUACCACCUAUCCUGAUCUCUGAAGGUAGGGUUAGGACUACUUAACCUCUGUUCCCACUCCCCUGCAAACGGGGUUGUGGGAAGUGAGCAGCCAUCUCCCUGUGUGAUUUUUUUUUUUUUCCUCUGAUUCGCUUUGCCAUGUUUCCUUCACAUCCAGAUCCCUGUCGGUGUUAGUUCCACUCUUGGUCUUUCACGCUCCCCUUGCCUGUGGAACAUUGUCUGGUCCUAGCUGUGGUUCCCAUUGUUCCCCCUUCACCCUUCUCUGUUAACCUUGUGCCUGUCUCCUGUAUGAUCACAUCACCAAAAAGGGGGAGGGGGGAGAAGACUUUUUUUUUGGCCAUUUUGUAAUCGUAUAAAAAUAGUAGACAACUGCUUAAUGGUUGGGGUUUUUUCACAAUUUUCAACAUUAGUGAUUUUUUUUUUCUGUUUGCAAGUUAAAGGGUUUGUCAUUGUUUCUUUAAAGAAAAAAUACAAUAAUGCACCAUAUCCCUAUGCAUAAAGUGCUUCUUCUAUUUAUAAGGUUGAAAAUUCUGAAUAACCCUUUUAGCAUUGAAAAAAAAAAAACAAAAACAAAAAAUGAAAAAAAAAAAAAACUUGUAUUUUGUAAAUAUUUUCUUUUCCUGCUUUGGAGCUGUGUAAUGGCAGCGAAACAUGUAGCUGUCUUUGUUCUAUAGAAAUGCUUUUCUUCAGAGAAGCUGAUCUUUGUUAAUGUCUUGAUUCUGUUCGCAAAGCACAGACUAGUGCUUAAAAAAAAAAGAAGGAAAAAUUGAAAAAAAUAAAAAAAAAAAAGUUACAGAA
This is a messenger RNA of Macaca mulatta (Rhesus monkey), 5647 nucleotides long. It is a transcript of the gene KANSL1, whose product is annotated as KAT8 regulatory NSL complex subunit 1. Gene Ontology annotation, cellular component: NSL complex. Lineage: Eukaryota; Metazoa; Chordata; Mammalia; Primates; Cercopithecidae. The record is from RefSeq and is a predicted model, not a curated record. Gene Ontology annotation, molecular function: histone acetyltransferase binding.